This is a messenger RNA of Morus notabilis, 993 nucleotides long. Its product is annotated as histidine-containing phosphotransfer protein 1. NCBI's taxonomy places the organism in Eukaryota, Viridiplantae, Streptophyta, Magnoliopsida, Rosales, Moraceae. Gene Ontology annotation, molecular function: protein histidine kinase binding; histidine phosphotransfer kinase activity. Bases 364 to 828 code for a protein of 154 amino acids. Gene Ontology annotation, biological process: phosphorylation; cytokinin-activated signaling pathway; phosphorelay signal transduction system. The transcript has 6 exons. The record is from RefSeq and is a predicted model, not a curated record. Gene Ontology annotation, cellular component: nucleus; cytoplasm.
AGUCCAAACGGAGCACAAAUCCAGAGGGGGAUAAAAAAAAAAGAAAAAAAAAGAGGAAGGGCAAGACUCUACUAGUGGUAUAUAGAGACCAGUAGAGAUUAGCCCAAAAGCUUUGCAAAAGAGAAAAAAAAAAUUGGCAUUUUGGUGUGCACAUUAAUUCAUCAAAUAAAUCCCUUUCAAGGUUUCCAAGCAUUUAUACUCUCUUUGUGAUUGUGCAAUAAUUCCUCAAGAUCUGCAAUUCAAAGGCAGAGGCUUUUUUAUUUAUUUAUUGGGUCACAGCUUUAAAAACAGAAGAAGAUUGUUCUGUUUCUGUUUUGGUUGUGUUGUUUGUGUGUAGAGAGAGAGAACUAGAGAAGAACACAAAUGGAGGUGGGGCAGAUGCAAAGACAGUGGCUUGACUACACAAAAUCUUUGUUCUUGGAGGGAUUUCUGGAUGGUCAGUUUCUACAGCUUCAGCAGCUCCAAGAUGAGAGCAACCCAGAUUUUGUUGUGGAAGUGGUUUCUCUCUUCUUUGAAGAUUCUGAAAAGCUUCUCAAUGAUCUCACUUCAGCUCUAGGUCAGCAAAGUGUUGACUUCAAAAGAGUUGAUGCCCAUGUUCACCAGUUGAAAGGUAGCAGCUCCAGCAUAGGUGCACAGAGAGUUAAAAAUGCCUGCAUUGCUUUGCGCAACUACUGUGAGGAGCAGAAUAUUGAAGGGUGCAUUGGAUGUCUUCAACAAGUAAAACAUGAGUACAACAUGGUGAAGAAUAAGCUUGAAAAUCUAUUCCGGCUGGAGCAACAAAUUGUGGCAGCUGGUGGGUCAAUCCCAAUGACUGAAUUAGGAUUCUAAAAGGGCUUCAAAAAAUUCAGACAAAAAAAGUUUGGGUUUGUUGUAGAGAAAAUGUUACAAGUAUUUCAGACACUUUAACUUGUCUUGUAUUAGUGUUCCUCUUUUUCAACUGAUGAACUUGUGCUUUGUAUGAAUUCCCUGAGAAGGAGUUCCCUUUUUUUUUUU